Camelina sativa (false flax) is the source of this 447-nucleotide messenger RNA. Its product is annotated as heat stress transcription factor A-1-like. Gene Ontology annotation, cellular component: nucleus. Gene Ontology annotation, molecular function: DNA-binding transcription factor activity; RNA polymerase II cis-regulatory region sequence-specific DNA binding. The record is from RefSeq and is a predicted model, not a curated record. NCBI's taxonomy places the organism in Eukaryota, Viridiplantae, Streptophyta, Magnoliopsida, Brassicales, Brassicaceae. Gene Ontology annotation, biological process: cellular response to heat; regulation of transcription by RNA polymerase II.
AAUUUACUAAAGGGACUGUCAGUGUUCCCUAUGAGAAUCUAUACGCUUGUGGAAAAUCCUGCAUCGGAUCCAAUAAUCUCAUGGGGCAAAGACAACAACAGUUUCGUCAUCUGGAAUCUUGAAGAGUUUAUUCGUAGAUACAUUGUUCACAAGUUCGAUUGCAACAGAUUCUCACAGUUUCACGCUGAUCUUAGGCAUUAUGGCUUUAGAAGAAUCAAGAAGGGAUCUGGGGAAUUGGAAUAUGGACAUGAAGAUUUUGUGAGAGGCCAACCUGAGCGUAUGAAGACGUUGACGCUCAAAGCUUGGAGGAAGAGCAGGGCCAAGUUUGAAGUUAAAGAAGCUGCAGAGGAAAUGCGACGUUUACAGAUUUGAUCAGAUUCAGAAUCAUAUCUCAUCCUGCUGCCUGCUUGCAUGCAUUUAUAUGAAUAACCUUUUCCAUGAGUUUGU